Molecule: messenger RNA, 910 nt
Organism: Jatropha curcas
Lineage: Eukaryota; Viridiplantae; Streptophyta; Magnoliopsida; Malpighiales; Euphorbiaceae
Product: FKBP-like peptidyl-prolyl cis-trans isomerase family protein
Biological process (GO): rRNA processing
Molecular function (GO): DNA binding; peptidyl-prolyl cis-trans isomerase activity
Source: RefSeq, a predicted model, not a curated record
UACAAACUCAUUUGAAGGGCAAACCUGUUAUUAUAGUGUAAAAGAGAUAGCUAAUUCAACUGCUCGCUUUUCUACAGAAGCUCGCUGAUAUUUUCUAGCUGCUGGUUUUCUCAGUUAUAUUGCAGAAGGUUAUUUUCGUUCUUGAGGUAAUCUCGGUAAUGGGGAAGGACUCAAAGCCAAAGCCUGCAGGAGGUAAGGGCAAAGGAAAGGCAGCAGGAGGUGCAAGUGAUGAGAAUGCUUCAAAGGGUAAGGGUAAAGCUGGAAAAGCUGAUGGACUUGGCACCUGUACAUAUGUUAAAGCUAGGCAUAUUUUAUGUGAGAAGCAAGGUAAGAUCAAUGAAGCAUACCAGAAACUGCAAGAUGGUUGGCUUAACAAUGGAGACAAAGUUCCACCAGCUGAGUUUGCAAAGCUAGCUGCUGAAUAUUCAGAAUGUCCUUCUGGAAAGAAGGGUGGAGACCUUGGAUGGUUUCCACGGGGCAAGAUGGCUGGACCAUUUCAGGAAGUUGCCUUCAACACCCCUAUUGGAGCUACCAGUGCACCAUUCAAAUCAACUCAUGGUUAUCACGUAAUCUUAUGUGAAGGGAGGAAGAAUUGAUAAAAUGCAGCAUUUGAAGGGAGGGGCUAAACAUAUGGCGCGAGAGAUGGGUAUUGACAUUUUGUACAUUGGAUAUCGAAGCGUGGUUCAUCAAUGUUGUGGUGCUUGAAUAUCUGAAUGUUGAAUACUGUUCUUUCCUUAGUAUUUUCUCCUUUGAUCCAUUUAUAAUAACGAGGACAUAUUUAAGAGGCAGAAAAACUCUGUAGGUCAGAUGAAAUGAAGGUUAUGUUGAGUAGGAUGUGCUGGAAUGACCACUUUAUAAUGUUUGAACCGUAAAUAUCCAGUUAACUGUCGUGUUGACACUUGACUUAUCA